AUGGAUAUGGAUGUUUCUCCUGGUGACAUAGCAGCGAGUCUCUGCUUGCAGGUACCCCGCGGAGGAUGCAAAGACCCCGUGAAGUCAUGGACCCUGGCAUGUCAGCCAGGGGGGCCAGGAACCCAGAGGGCAGCUUUAGGACCACAUGAAGAGGCUUUGCUGGAAAAUGGCACUCACAUCAUGGAGAGGCAUCGGCCUAUCACCAGCAAGGAAGGCUCCUGGUCCUCAGAGCUACGAGUUGAAAAGAGGAUGCUUGGCUCCUUAGGCCCCAACACCAGCUACUGGCCUGAGUCUAACUGGACAUCCCCACAGGAGUUUGUUAUCCUGGGCUUCUCUGGGUGGCCACAGGGCCUUCGCAUGCUGCUCUUUGCCCUCCUGCUGCCACUCUACUUGGCCACCCUGGCGGGGAACCUGCUCAUCCUGGGCCUAGCCCUGGCAGAGCCUUCCCUCCACACACCCAUGUACUUCUUCCUGGGUGCACUGUCCACGGUGGAGGUGGCUUACACCCUGGUCCUCACCCCGCGAAUGCUGGCUGGCUUCCUCCUGCCUCCAGGUGGCCAGGCUGUGGCCCCCUCCACCUGUGCUGCCCAGAUGGGCCUUUUUGUAGCUCUGGGAGGCUCUGAGUGUCUAUUGCUGGCAGCUAUGGCCUUGGACCGCUACCUGGCCAUCUGCCACCCACUCUACUACCCUCAGCUCAUGACCACAGGGCUCUGCUGGGGCCUCCUGGCCUCCUGCUGUAUGGGUGGCUCUGUCUUGGCCUUAGGUCUCACCACUGCCAUAUUCCAGCUGCCCUUCUGCCGAGGUGGUCUUGUCAACCAUGUCUUCUGUGACCUCCCCGCGGUGCUGGUGCUGGCCUGUGGGAACAGGGACCUGCAGGAGCAUGUGCUUCUGGUGGCCUGCCUGCUGCUGCUGGUGCUCCCGCUCAUCCUCAUCCUGCUAUCCUACACCAGGGUGCUGGUGGUGAUCCUGGGAGUGGGGGACACAGCCGGACGCCGCAAAGCCUUCAACACAGUGGCGUCCCACCUCACAGUAGCCGUCCUCCACUAUGGCUGCGCCACGGCCAUGUACGCCAGACCCCUGAGAAGCCGUUCCUUGGAGGAGGACAAAUUGGUGUCGCUCAUCUAUAUCAACCUCACACCACUGCUCUACCCGGCCAUCUACACACUUCGCAAUCGGGACAUGCAGGGCGCCCUGCAACGGGUAGUCAGCCACAGGAUGGGCCACGACACGGAUCUCACCUAA
This is a messenger RNA of Perognathus longimembris pacificus (Pacific pocket mouse), 1242 nucleotides long. Its product is annotated as olfactory receptor 10AC1-like. Gene Ontology annotation, molecular function: G protein-coupled receptor activity; olfactory receptor activity. The transcript has 4 exons. The coding region runs from base 1 to 1242 and encodes 413 amino acids. NCBI's taxonomy places the organism in Eukaryota, Metazoa, Chordata, Mammalia, Rodentia, Heteromyidae. The record is from RefSeq and is a predicted model, not a curated record. Gene Ontology annotation, cellular component: membrane. Gene Ontology annotation, biological process: G protein-coupled receptor signaling pathway.